Messenger RNA from Monoraphidium neglectum, 660 nucleotides. RefSeq lists its product as hypothetical. The record is from RefSeq and is a predicted model, not a curated record. NCBI's taxonomy places the organism in Eukaryota, Viridiplantae, Chlorophyta, Chlorophyceae, Sphaeropleales, Selenastraceae. The coding region runs from base 1 to 660 and encodes 219 amino acids. The transcript has 2 exons.
AUGGCGCGCUUGGCAACCUGCUUUCCGGCUUUGGAGCAACUGACAUUGGAUGACGACAAGGGCGUGGUUGUGGCAGCGCUCGGCUGCCUGCCAGACGGCGCGCUGCCAUCAGUGCGGCAAGUAGAGGGUGGCUACUACGAAGGCCUGGCGGAUGAGGAGCUGCAGCAACUAGUGCGGCUGUGCCCAAAGGUGGAGAGGGUCGUCAAGUGCGCUGUGACGGCCACAGCGGCUGUGCUCCCGCUGCUGGCGCCGUGGGGUGGCAGCCUGCAGAAGGUCUCCUGCACAACGAAUUUCGGCCGCACCCAGUGGGAGCCCCGGCAGAUUGCGGCCGCGUCGGCGGCGCUCACGUCCCUGACAAGGCUGCAGGACUUGGAGAUGGACUGCGGGGAGGGACGCGGCGCCAUCGUGCUGGCUGCCGCGCUGCCCGCGCUGACCUCCCUGACGCGCCUCAAUCUCGAGGACUGGAGCUUUGCGAGCCUCGCACUCGUGCUGCACUCCUGCGCGGCGAGCUGCAGCGCGCUGCGGGCGCUGCAGCUUGGCCGCAUGUGGUCGGAGGCGCGGGGCCACAAGGCGUGCCUGGACUGGAAAGAUCACGACUGGGCUGGCUUCCGCGGCCUUGAGCUGCCAGGCAUCACAAGCCUGACGCUCUGGACCAAGUAG